CCUUAUCGCCAGUUACUUCCCCCACAAACAAAAUUCCCAGCAAAACACUUUCCUUUUGUUUUUCCAAAUGGUUGGCCCUUAAACACACACCACAAAUGGCAGUGUCAUUGAACUCCGUCCUGGGUUUCACUUCAACGAAGUUACGAAUCAAGUACCAGAAUGUCUCAAAGCCUUCUAGUGGAGCUUCAAUAUCAAAGGCCUGCCAAGUAAAAUCCUCCUUUGGAGCAUCAGGGUCAAGGAGACUUGUAAAGGGAAAAAGGUGGGACUUCAGCCUCUCAGUUGCAGAAGGCGAUCGGUUUACUGCAGAAACCAGCGAUGGCGGUUCUGGAAAUGCUGAAAGAUUAUUGUCUAAUGAUCAAAUUUCAACUAGUAAUCUUCCUUCUUCGCUUUAUUCUAUUGAAAAUAGUCAGGUCCAAACUAGUCCUCGAAACGAGUCAUUGCCUCAAACCUCCGAGGCUUCCAACGGUUCACCAAUUUCUCCAAAUCAAGGAGAGACAUUACCAUCAACUGACCAGCAAGAGAAACCGAAAAGAUCACCACUAACGGUGAGGGAGAGACUAAGGGCAGCCAGGGUUCUCAGUCGUUACAACACAGAGUCAAAGGCAUCUAAACCAGACAUGGGAAGCAAAGUACUGGAUGCUCUUAGAGAGAGCGAUCGUGGGAAGAAAAAGGGACUUCCAGAAGCCCCGGGAAAUAUGUUCGACGACAGCAAGCGAGGGCUGCCACAGCAGGGCUUCACUUUCCAGUUUCCUGGGGGUAAUGAUUUGUUCAUCAUCGUUUUCUCAUUUGUCUUCAUCAGCACAGUGAUGUUUGCCACAACAUACAUUGUGUGGAAAGUUGGUGCCAUCCAUUUCAACGAGUACUAAAACUUAGACUGGCAAUGGGGUUCCACAAAUUUUGAACAAGCCACCCUCUUGAUCCAUUCAUACACUGUUUUUGUAUCUGCAUUGUGGAUAUAAAAUCUUGUUGCGGGCAAGAAAUAUUUGCAGUCA
Morus notabilis is the source of this 992-nucleotide messenger RNA. RefSeq lists its product as uncharacterized. NCBI's taxonomy places the organism in Eukaryota, Viridiplantae, Streptophyta, Magnoliopsida, Rosales, Moraceae. The transcript is spliced from 2 exons. The record is from RefSeq and is a predicted model, not a curated record. Gene Ontology annotation, cellular component: chloroplast thylakoid membrane. The coding region runs from base 96 to 866 and encodes 256 amino acids.